Messenger RNA from Anopheles maculipalpis, 1338 nucleotides. RefSeq names its product proton-coupled amino acid transporter-like protein CG1139. Gene Ontology annotation, biological process: amino acid transmembrane transport. Gene Ontology annotation, molecular function: amino acid transmembrane transporter activity. Gene Ontology annotation, cellular component: vacuolar membrane. Lineage: Eukaryota; Metazoa; Arthropoda; Insecta; Diptera; Culicidae. The record is from RefSeq and is a predicted model, not a curated record. The transcript has 6 exons. The coding region runs from base 1 to 1338 and encodes 445 amino acids.
AUGGCGAUUGAUGUAACUAACUCCAAGGACACGCUGACCGAGAUAGGAGCUGAAGAGGAAAGUCUGGAAGACUAUGAUCCUUACAAACAUAGAACGAUCAGCAAACCGAACUCCACGUUUGGUACGUUCGUGCACGUAAUGAAGGGUGCGAUGGGCGUUGGAAUUCUAUCGAUGCCGUAUGCUAUUCGUAAUGGCGGACUGAUAUUUGGCGUUAUCGGCACGUUUCUGCUGGGAAUGCUCUACUCGCAUUGUGUGCAUUUGUUGGUAGACACUUCUUACAAGAUUUGCAAAAGAGAGCGAAUACCGAUGCUAAGCUUUGCCCAAACUAUAGACCGUGCAUGCGCUUUGGGCUCUCCGAAAAUGCGCCCUUUGGGGAAAAUAUUAAAGAACAUAGUCGAUUAUUUCCUAAUGAUACCGAUAGCGUCAAUGAUCUACAUGGUGUUCGUCGGCUCCACCAUACAUGACGUUAUCAAUGCCCGCACUGAUCUUGAUUGGGACGUUCGAAUCUACAUUCUGCUGGUCGCAGUCCCAGCGAUAGGAAUAACCCAGGUCAGGGAAAUUAAAUAUCUUGUGCCAUUUUCGGCAUUUGCCACGGCUUUGAUCUUUGCCAAUGUCGUCAUUUCCUUGUACUACAUCUUCAAAGAACCACUCUCAUUCGACGAUCGGGAUCUAUUCCCCUCUUUCGAUUCACUGACAAAGUUUCUUGGGGCUGCGUACUUUGCAUUUGAUGCAACAUCGCUUGUUUUUCCCGUCUCCAAUCAAAUGAAACAUCCGGAACACUAUCUCGGAUGUCCCGGAAUAGUGAAUAUUAACAACAUGUGCUUAGCCGUUCUGUACAGUUUUAUUGGUGUGGUUGGCUAUCUUCGGUAUGGUGACAAAAUUCAAGGAUCCAUAACGCUUAACUUUCCUCAAGAAGAAGACUUAGCAAUGAUAAUACAAAUUCUCUCAGCAGUUGCAAUCUUAUUCUCGAUUGGUAUCUUUUUCUACGUUCCUAUCGAGACCGUUUGGCGAAGGAUUCAUGAACGAGUGCCGCAGAAAUGGCAUGUUACAGUGCAGUCCCUCAUACGACUGCUGUACCUUUUAGGGAUUGUUGGAAUUGCUUGCGGUGUCCCGGACAUUGGUACUUUCGUUGGUUUUAUAGGUGCCGUUUUCAAUCCCAUCCUUGCGCUCUGGUUGCCCAUUAUUGUGGACACAAUUUAUCGUUGGCCCGAUCACUUGGGAUGGAUGAAGUGGCGAUUGGUGAAAAAUGGUUUAAUGGCAUUGUUUGGGUUGUACCUUUUAAUCACGGGAACCAUUUCCAGCGUGGAGGAUAUAAUCGAUUUGUACAAAACGGAUUGA